AUGACUUUAUUACGUUCGUCUACUUUUUCCCCUGAUCUCUUGGUGGAGCUCCAGCCUACCGCUGGGCUGCGUGCGAAAAUGUCACGACUGGCACAGGCAUCUUUGGCCGGCUCGUCAUCGGAAACGGCAGCGAAGCGUCCACAGGUUGCAACGCGUCACCAUCGCCACUGCUUGCGCCGCCACUACCUCGUGCUUACCGUCUUCGUUGCCUCCGUCGCCGCCAUUACCUUCGCCGCCGUCGUCUCAGGCGCUUGUUGGAUCUCCUGCGGCAUCGCCCGCUUCUGCACGUUGGCCGGUUCCACGCCGCCCACCACGCCUUCGGCACCUCUGUACAACGGUUCGAUGGUGUCGGACGUGUCUGACGAGUCGAUUUAA
Molecule: messenger RNA, 375 nt
Organism: Phytophthora nicotianae INRA-310
Lineage: Eukaryota; Oomycota; Peronosporomycetes; Peronosporales; Peronosporaceae
Exons: 1
Coding region: 1-375 (124 amino acids)
Source: RefSeq, a predicted model, not a curated record